GAAUUGGUGAGGCGUAUGGAGGAACGUGAACCGAACCUGGUGGCGAACACAACGCACAGUAUCAGUCGGCGUGGUGUACGGAGAUCUGAACUGGAUGAUGUUGAGCUGAGAAAUAUUUUGGGUGAUUUGUUACCAUUGGUACGGAUCGAUUAUAUUCUCCCACCGUUUCAUCAGAGUUUGAACAGCGCCUAUAAACGCGGUCUGCUGGAUCGUGCACCGAAUUCGGAUCUGCUGGGGCAACGAUACCCGGAUAGCCGAUCACCAGACGUGAAUCCGGAUGCACACUGGUUUGAUCAUGGUGUACCGAGGCGACAUCCGGCUGGACCAAGGCUUCUGUUGCCUUACAUCUCGGAAACUCAUAAUCAGCUGCGCCGUAUGUGCGGCAAUGGUGCAGACGUUCUGGCGGACUAUAGACGGGGUGUGAUGGGUGAACAAGAGCACCGUACGCGGUUUGUAUCGAACGGUUUGUGGGGACACGUCGUAAACCUCACUCCUGAGGUACUUUCUGAAGCCACGAGAACAUUGGUUGAGAAACGAAUCAAUGAAACGUUGCGGAGUGAUAACUUGGUCAGGAAAGCAUUUUGUUGUGGUUGCGCACAUCAUCGUCAUAUGGCUAUAGAGCAGGUAAGAUUGCGGAUUCUGCGAGAACUGGGUCUGAACGACUCAUGUAUGGACGUUAUUCUGCCCGUAGCGACAAGCUCAACUCAGACAGGUNAGAUGAUUUGA
Molecule: messenger RNA, 726 nt
Organism: Anisakis simplex (herring worm)
Lineage: Eukaryota; Metazoa; Nematoda; Chromadorea; Rhabditida; Anisakidae
Source: the annotation of a GenBank genome assembly